AUGAAGCCGUUCUCUCUCUUCCUGCUCCUGAUUUCGGGAGCCGUGGUGGACUUCCAGCCGGUGCGGGAGAAAGAAUCUCUGCUCUACCCCUACGGUCUGGACCAGCAUGACCAGAAGACCCCCAAGCUGGAUGAUGGGACAUCAGGGAAGAUCUCCCUCACCACGCCCUUCACCUUCUACGGCAAAGAGCACCAAAGCCUCUACGUGCGUGAGCCAGGNUUGAUUUCCUGCGACACCCGGGUCAGCCAGUACACCCCCGACCCCUUCCCCCUGGCCGACGGGAGUCCCUUCGUCACCCCGUUCUGGGCGGAUGUCAACAACGUGAUGGGAGGAGAUGUCUUCUACCGCCAGACCACCGACCCGGCGCUGCUGGCACGCGUCACCGAGGACAUCAACCGGUACUUCCCCGAGGUCCCCUACGCCGCCACGUGGGCUUUCGUGGCCACCUGGGACAACGUGGCCUACUACGGCUCGGAAAGCAACAAGGGCAACACCUUCCAAGCCGCCCUGACCACCAACACCGAGACGUCCUUCAUCAUCCUCAACUAUUGGGACAUCCAGUGGACAACUGGGGUGGCGAGUGAUGGAGAUGCUGAAACAGGACUUGGAGGAACCCCGGCCCAUGCUGGCUUCAACAGUGGAGAUGAAACCAACUUCUACAACAUCCCUGGCUCUCAGACCGAAGCCAUCAUCAACAUCACCAAGACCUCCAACGUCAACGUCCCGGGGCGUUGGGUCUUCCAGGUGAAUGACUUGGAGCUGAUAGGCGCCCCCACUGAGGCACCCAAGGUGGCCAACAGCAACAACUGCUGGCUGUAA
Merops nubicus (carmine bee-eater) is the source of this 819-nucleotide messenger RNA. RefSeq names its product sushi, nidogen and EGF-like domain-containing protein 1. The record is from RefSeq and is a predicted model, not a curated record. Gene Ontology annotation, biological process: cell-matrix adhesion. The coding region runs from base 1 to 819 and encodes 272 amino acids. NCBI's taxonomy places the organism in Eukaryota, Metazoa, Chordata, Aves, Coraciiformes, Meropidae. The transcript is spliced from 6 exons.